AUGAGGAAAGUCAUGAGACAAUUUCUCACGGAGGACAAAACGUUAGCAGAAAUUUUAGCCCAUUAUUCGUGGAUACCCAAAAUUGCUGUAGAGAUCUAUCUGAAGUAUUGCAUACCAUGCCAGCAUCGAAAACCCGUAAAAACACCCGUUCUAAGUAAGCCGAUACUAUCUCUUGGUGUCCUAACUCGUCUUCAGAUCGAUUUGAUCGAUAUGCGUACUCGCCCUAAUUGUAUUUCUAGUGAUGUUGUGUAUCAAUGGAUAUUGCAUUGCAAAGAUCAUUACUCAAAAUAUUCAUGGGCUUACUCGUUGGUGGAUAAAUCAGCUGAUGGUGUUGCCAAAAAAUUGCGUGAAUUAUUUUUUACAUUUGGUCCACCAAAACUAUUACAUUCGGAUAAUGGUGCCCAAUUCGUCGCCGAUGUCAUCACUGCAUUAAAAUUAUUAUUUCCUGAUAUGUGUUUUAUUAGAGGCGGGCCAAGGCAUCCGCAAAGCCAAGGUUUGGUAGAAAGAGGUAAUGGUGUGCUUUGUAAUUCUUUAGGUAAAUGGAUGUCAUCAACGAAUUCGGAGCAUUGGUCAGACGGUCUGCUGCCUGUUGUAAUGGCAUGCAAAUUUGGUAAACUUGCGAUCGCGCAUACGGUUGAAAGCUUGAUCGAUUUGCGAUCGGCAUGCUCAUCAGAUUUAAAACUAAACGAAGUAAAUUCCCUUGGUGAAAUAACAGUAAUCGAAGCCGCAAAAUUAUUGGUUCAUGGUGCUGUAUCCAGUGCAAUAUGCGAUUGUAAGACUAAAUGUGGGACGAAACAUUGUCCAUGUAGAAAAGUAGGAGUGGCAUGCUCAACAAAAUGUCAUGUUAAACAGCGUGAAUGUCUGAAUUCGACUUAA
Molecule: messenger RNA, 876 nt
Organism: Didymodactylos carnosus
Lineage: Eukaryota; Metazoa; Rotifera; Eurotatoria; Philodinida; Philodinidae
Source: the annotation of a GenBank genome assembly